AUGGUCAACACAUUGCACCCUCCGGCGUCGGUCAUUGCCUCAUGGCCUAGGCCGAACUAUAUCGACCCAUCCACAAGAGGUCCUGCUCUGGAAUAUGUCUGCAUCAUCUUCAGUGCGCUGGCCAUAUUCAUCGUCACCGCUCGGCUGUACUCGCGUCUGCUCAUCACGAGAGCGCCCGGUUUGGAUGACCUCCUCGCCGUCUUUGCUCUGCUUUUCAGCAUUGCCCUUUCCGUCCUGGUGAUCAUUGGCAACAAGCUCUAUUACAGCGGUCGACAUGUAUGGGACAUACCAACCAACACCUUUGUUCCCCAUCGGAUCAAUAUCUGGGCCAGCAUGUGGUGCUACAUCGUAGCAGCCACCUUGGUCAAGAUCAGUGUGCUCUUAUUCUACCGGAGACUGAGCGUCAAGUUCAGCAAAUUGUUUCUAGUGGCUACAUGGGUGGGGAUUAUCUACAAUGUCCUUUACCUUGUUGGAUUUGGUCUGGCCCUGUUACUACUCUGCCACCCCGUCUUUGCCUAUUGGAACCAAUUCGAUGUCGCGUGGGUAGCUUCACACGGCUACAGAUGUGGUUCGGAAAACGUCAUGCUUCCGGCCUCGGCGGGAUUCAGUGUCCUGGGAGACUUUUACAGUACCUUGCUGCCACUGCUACUCAUCAUCAAUCUUGAUCUUCCACUUAGGCAGAAAAUUGCCCUCUUCUCCCUUUUCGCUCUGGGAUUCCUGGCCGUGGCUGCAGGGGUGGUGAGGACGGUGUUGAUGUACAAUUUGUUGAACACGGACUAUGACUUCAGCUGGGUGCUGUGGGAGACGUGGAUCUGGGCGGUGGUGGAGUUGUAUGUCGCUCUUUUUGCAGCCAGCGCACCGGCGCUUAAGCCUUUCUUCCGUCGCUUCUUCAUUGACCCCCUCGGAAGCAUGGGUCGAAGUUCAAGGAGACAUUGGUUGAGCCAGGGAGGGGCCAGAGAAGCCGAUCCGAAAGGCACCUGGGCGUCGGUAAACUCGAAAGAAGGAGGACUCGUUGACGUGGAGCGGAUAGGAAUGGCGUAUGGCCGCAACGAGCCUGGAUCUCGGGAGAGUGGCUUUCUGAGAGACAUCGAACAAGACGAGACUCGACAUUUUGAACUUCGGGCGAGCCGCGAUGGCAAGAUGAUCCCGAUGCAAGUGUAUAAAGGAAGCAUGAGCAGCUCUGAGAUGCCCUCGAUCCUGCUGAGCGAUGAGGGGCGCGUCGAUCCCGGGGCAACUCGACCCAUCAAUGAUUGGCCCAUGUCACCUAGCCCAACACACCCUGGUGUGAGAGGGCAGUCGGGCCUAACCAAUGUCUCUCAGCCCAUGCAACACCCUCUUCACGUCGGCCUCCGGGUUCAAACACCUACCAACAUUGCCGAUCCGUUGCAAGGCACUAUUCGGGCAGCUGAUUUGAGGGCACAGUCUCGAGUGGAUCAUUCUCGAGGCCUGAGCGAUGGACUAGAUCCUUUCUCAGCCGACGAGAGACACGCGGGACUGGCGUCUGGAUCAAGGUUGGAAUCUCCUAGCGACUCGGAUGCCGGCUCGCUCUACAUUGAUGAGAAGCCGCCUUGGAACACGAUCAAGACUUCCAGCAGUCUCCAGACCAGAGAGGCAAGCGACAGUGACGAGACGCUUCAUCUGCCUCGGAUGGGCAAUCAUGACUCGUAUACACUGCCAGAAAAGAGGACUGGGAUUGGGUAUGCAAUAUGA
This is a messenger RNA of Capronia coronata CBS 617.96, 1710 nucleotides long. RefSeq lists its product as uncharacterized. The transcript is spliced from 2 exons. Lineage: Eukaryota; Fungi; Ascomycota; Eurotiomycetes; Chaetothyriales; Herpotrichiellaceae. The coding region runs from base 1 to 1710 and encodes 569 amino acids. The record is from RefSeq and is a predicted model, not a curated record.